GGGGGGGAAGCUCGCAGCACUGGGGCAUUGCUGGAAGGAAGUUUACAGCACUGGAGCUACACUGGGGCACGCCCCAGCUGGAGGCACUGCUGGGAGAAGCUUGCAGGCUGGGGUACUGUUGCGGAAGCCCGCAGCGCUGAGGUGAACCAACCAUGCCAGUGCAGCGCUCCAGCUCAGUGGGCAACACUCAGGUGCUGACAUCUUCGGUAGGCAUCGUGCGCCUGCUGGAGGCCCUCUUCACCUGCGUCACCUUCAGCCUGGUGGCCAGCCGUGGGGACCCACGGGAUGGCAACGGCGACUGGUGCAUGUUUUCGUGGUGCUUCUGCUUUGCUGUGACAGUUGUGGUGCUGCUGGUGGAGUUUGUGGGGCUCCAGCACCGCAUACCUGUCUCCUGGAAGAACUUCCCCAUCACCUUCGCCAUGUAUGCCGCCCUCUUCACCCUCUCAGCCUCUGUCAUCUAUCCUGUCACCUAUGUCAAGGACAGGCAGUCCUUGCCAGGGAAGGACUACCGCAUUGCUGCCACUGUCUUCUCCUGCCUCGCCUGCGUGGCCUAUUCCACCGAGGUCACCAUGACCCGUGCCAAGCCAGGAGAGGUCACUGGCUACAUGGCCACGGUGCCUGGGCUGCUCAAGGUGGUGGAGACCUUCAUCGCCUGCAUCAUCUUUGUCUUCAUCAGCAAGCCAGUGGUUUACGAUCAGAAUGAGGCCCUGAAGUGGUGCCUGGCUGUGUACUGUAUCUGCUUCAUCCUUUCGCUGGUUGUCAUUGUGCUGUGUGUCGGGGAGUGCACUGGCUGGCUGCCUUGUGCCUUCAACAAGUUCCUCAGUGGAUACACGCUCCUGGCUGUGAUCCUCUAUGCCUCUGCCACCGUCCUCUGGCCCCUCUACAAGUUUGACAGUAAGCAUGGGGGGGAGCCCAAGCGGCCCAGCAACUGCCAGCAUCAUACCUUCUGCACCUGGGACAAGGUGCUGGCCAUUGCUGUGCUCACUGCCAUCAAUCUGCUAGUCUACCUGGCCGACCUGAUCUACUCUGCCCGCCUCAUCUUCAUUCAAGUCUAGGCACUUGCGCUGCUUGGGGGAAGGACAGGGAGGGGGCUGUGUGGCCUGGCACCUGCAACUUGCCAGGUGGGUCCCACCCUGGGCUUCCUGCUGCCUCCAGCCCCUUCCCCCCUCCUCUCUGGGACUUGCCCUCUCACAUCCCUUCUUUUCUCUUUGCCUCAUUCAUUCUUUUUUCUGCACUCAUUUUCCUUCCUAUCUGCACUUUCCUUCAUUCAUUCCUUCUCUCCUUCAUUUUCUCUUUCCCCUUCCUCUCUCUCUCUUCCUUCCCCCUUUUUACACCUAAUUGCUUUGGAUGCCCCCCUGCCCCACCUCAGCCCGUAGGUCUUACGAGCCAGAAGCUGCCACAUCCCCUCCCUGCACCAGAGCAGCGUUUGGUCUGGGAGGGGGAAUUCGGGGCCGAUUGCUGGUUCUUAGCCCUUUACCCCACCGGGAGCAGUGACCAGGGGCAGGUCUGGGGACUGACCACAAGGACCAGUGUAGACCAGUAGGUCCAGCAUGUGUUGGGACUUAGAAGCCAGUGCUGCCAGUCCCAAAUAAUUCAUCAUGGGCAGAAGGGCAUGGAGAAGUUAAAGGUGAGGUGACAACUCCCCUUUACUGAAAAGAUUUGUCUGGAGGUUGAAAGGCUUGCUGGCUGGCUUCUUAAAUGUAAUGGGUCCACUUGGUCAUCUGGCUGCCAAAGGACUUUCUUGGUUAAAGAGAAUUAGCCUUUAAUGAGAAUAUUUAUCUGGGGGUUAGAAGCAUUUGCCUGCUAGCAUCUUAAAGGUGAAUCACUGAAUCCCCCCCCCCCCCCCCCCCCCCCCCCCUGCA
Alligator sinensis (Chinese alligator) is the source of this 1862-nucleotide messenger RNA. It is a transcript of the gene MYADM, whose product is annotated as myeloid associated differentiation marker. NCBI's taxonomy places the organism in Eukaryota, Metazoa, Chordata, Crocodylia, Alligatoridae. The transcript has 2 exons. The coding region runs from base 153 to 1055 and encodes 300 amino acids. The record is from RefSeq and is a predicted model, not a curated record. Gene Ontology annotation, cellular component: membrane.